UCAAAACAUUAGCAUCAAAUUUUCAUAUAAAAAGUGAAUUCGACACGAAAAUAAGUCAAUUCAGUUGUAGAUUGAUUUGUGAACACUUAAAAGUGAACAAUUAACUAAUCGCUUCUCUUUUCUCACCCAAAGUAAUCAAUUUUUAAAUUACAACUUAAUAACCAUGCGAGUGAUUAUGGGUCUUCUCGGCGUUUUGGCCUUUCUUGCACUGACCUCAGCUCAGGAUAACCAUUCGAAACAAAAGUCAACCAAACACCCUGGACCUAAAAUGGUUCCCGUUCCCGUACCAAUUCCUGUCCCUGUUCACCACCACCACCAUCACCCUGUUGUCAUGCCUGCUGGAAGUAACAAUUACCAAGAAUGGACUGGAGCCUCAGGUCAACUUUUCCCUGAAGCUCAAAUGAUCCAAGAAUCUCAAGACAAUGGUUUCUUUGAUCCAAGAGGAUUAAGAGAUUAUCCAGAAUUACAUCAACCAGUUAACUAUCCAAGGUACGCUUACCAACAACAACAAGGCUACGAAGGUGGUCGACCUCGUAAAUCUUACUAUUCGGCAACCGCUGGUGGUCAUUCCUCUGAGCGAUCGGGAGGUGAACCUCAUUAUGGUCCAAAUGGCUCCGGUGGAGAUCCAAGAGGACACAGACGACGACUUCGACCUUCUCGACCUGAAAUGGAAUCUCAAGUUCCCGGUCCAAUGAAAUCAGCUGAGUCCUACCAAGAGAACAACGAAUGGUAAAAGUUUCGAACACCAAUAAAUUAAUUAAUCAAAUCAAAACAAAAAAGAAAAAUAAGAAAAAAGAACAAAAAAAAAAUGGUAAACCGAAAUCACCAUAAGGAGUAAACAUCAAUUCCCAGUAAUUACCUGUCAAGGGAAAAUCAAUCAUCUUAAUCAACCAAAUCAUCAUCAUCAUAAACAUCGUCAUUUUUUCAAUCAUAAUCACCCAACAAUUAAGAUUAACAAUCAAAACCGUAUCAAUGUUAACCCAAUAGAAAGAGUUGCAAUCAAAUGGUCAAUUUUUUCCCGCUAACUUUUGGAUUAAUCACAAUUAAUUAACUUCUCUCGUUAAUUACCAUCUUCAUCUUAAUCAUCAUCUUCAUAUUCACCAAACAAUCAACCCAAUUUUUCAAUAUUAAUUUUUUUUCUAUUCCAUUUAAUUUUAAUUGGUCUUUAAUUAACUUUCAUCUUUUUUCUCAAUCUUAAUUGUCUUUUGUUUUUGUUAUUUUCUAAAAAUAAUUUGGUUAAUUGUUAAUUCAAACUCUUUUUGCUAUUCUAUUGGGUAAUUUGUAUCUUUCAUUUCUAAUUGUUUCACUAAUCAACUUCAUUCUCCCAAUUUAAUUAAUCUGAUUUUCUAUUACUCUUUUAUCAUCAUGUUAGGCCUUUUAAUCACCAUUAAUGGUUAAUCUGUUAAUCGUUAGCAAUUAAUCCGACAAUUUGUAAAUAUCUGUGCCAAAGAUCAUAUAAUUAACCCGAACCUUAAUCAGAAUUAAAUCUACUCAGUAAUUAGUGUAUUUCUUUUUUAAUUGUGUUUUCCCUGUUUAGUUGAUUUCUUUUUACUAAUUAUUAUUGUGCAAUUAAAUUCAAUAAAAGAUUGAUUUUCUCCUUGAA
Molecule: messenger RNA, 1603 nt
Organism: Panonychus citri (citrus red mite)
Lineage: Eukaryota; Metazoa; Arthropoda; Arachnida; Trombidiformes; Tetranychidae
Exons: 3
Coding region: 164-733 (189 amino acids)
Source: RefSeq, a predicted model, not a curated record